AUGGUGGGAUUCAGUAUGAUUGUUAGAAGGCAGAUGGCCAGACCGUCUAUGCGUUCGUUUAUGACCAGCAGUAUAUGGAACCAAAAGUCUGAGACAAAUGUUAACUUCAAAUCGCCUGAAGAAUAUAUUGAACAACAGAAGAUUAAUCGUAUAGAAGAACAACAAUAUAGACAAACAUUAUUAGGAGAAAAAUUCGAAUAUAAUCCAAAGUAUUUAAGUGAAACCAAAACAGAUGCAAUUCUGGGAAGACCUAUUCCAAUAAAUGUUGAAUUAUUAAAGUAUAAACCUCUCAGAUUAGAACCAACUGAAGGUAAUGAAAUUGCUACUAUUAAAUUACAAGGGUAUGAUGAAAAUUCAUUAAUUAGAGCAGGAGAAUUUGCAUUAAGAGCUGCCUUUUAUUUAGGUAUACCUACAUCUCCAUUAAAUACUUUAAAAACUGAAAAGAGAUUGUAUACUGUUAUUAAAUCACCCUUUGCUCAAGCAAAGACUAAACAAAAUUUCCAUAGAACUACAUUCAAAAAAUCAUUAAUAGCAUAUGAUGCUGAUCCUGAAGUUAUAGAUUUAUGGUUAUCAUACAUAAACAAAUAUAAAAUAGAAGGUGUACAAUAUGCUGCCUCUAUUACUACCACUGAAACAUUGGAAUUUAGUAAACAAUUGGAAAACUUGAAGGAAAUUGAAUUCCCACAAGCCUAUGAUGAAAUGAAUGAUCCAAUCGCCAAUAAGGUGAAGGACUUAUUGAAAUCUGAUACAUUUAAGAAAUACCUUAAUGAAAGUAAAUAG
This is a messenger RNA of Scheffersomyces amazonensis, 780 nucleotides long. Its product is annotated as mitochondrial 37S ribosomal protein uS10m. Gene Ontology annotation, cellular component: mitochondrion; small ribosomal subunit; ribosome. The record is from RefSeq and is a predicted model, not a curated record. NCBI's taxonomy places the organism in Eukaryota, Fungi, Ascomycota, Pichiomycetes, Serinales, Debaryomycetaceae. Gene Ontology annotation, biological process: translation. The transcript has a single exon. Gene Ontology annotation, molecular function: structural constituent of ribosome. Bases 1 to 780 code for a protein of 259 amino acids.